Messenger RNA from Cannabis sativa, 429 nucleotides. RefSeq lists its product as uncharacterized. The transcript is spliced from 2 exons. Gene Ontology annotation, biological process: DNA integration. Lineage: Eukaryota; Viridiplantae; Streptophyta; Magnoliopsida; Rosales; Cannabaceae. Gene Ontology annotation, molecular function: nucleic acid binding. The record is from RefSeq and is a predicted model, not a curated record. Bases 1 to 429 code for a protein of 142 amino acids.
AUGCCACUAAAUUGCAUUUUGGAGGUUGAAUUGUUUGAUGUUUGGGGCAUUGACUUUAUGGGGCCAUUCCCUCCAUCUUUCGGGAAUCUUUACAUAUUGGUGGUCGUAGAUUAUGUUUCCAACUGGGUGGAAGCAAUAGCUAGUCCAACUAAUGAUGCCAAGGUGGUGAUGAAAUUUUUGCAUAGGAAUGUUUUCACAAGAUUUGGGACACCAAGAGCGUUGAUUAGUGAUGAAGGGACACACUUUGUGAACAAAGUCUUGGCUGCCUUUUUAGCCAAGUAUAGUGUGAAGCACAAAAUAGCCACCGCUUAUCACCCACAGACCAACGGGCAAGCUGAAAUUUCCAAUAGAGAAAUCAAAGGAAUUCUUGAAAAAGCGAUGAAGAAGGUUGUGGAAGUGAAGGAAUUUUCAAUUGGGCAAAAGAAUUAA